AAAUGAUUGACGUAUAAAUAAGUUCUCUCUAACAAAAUAGAGAUAGAUCAUUCAUCAUCAUAGUGAUAUUGAUAUUGAUGGCUAAUGCAAGCUACAUGAUGAUGAUUCCCCUUUUUCCACCUUUAAUAAAAGAAAAGGGAUUCACUGAAGCAGGUAUAGGAAUCAUUAUGUGUUUUUACCCACUUGGAUGUAUAUUGGCCUCUUGGAAGUUGGGUAAAAUACAUAGCUCUAAAAAAAUGAUAUUAUAAGGUUUGAUGGGAUAAUUGAUAAUAUCCAUUAUUUUAGGGAUAUCAUAUUUUUUGAAUGGAGCUCUUUUUUUUAUCCUCUCCUCAUUUUUAAGAUUCAUUUAAGGAAUUGUAUAAUUAUAUAUUAAAUAUUUAGUCGAACACCAUGAUUUAGGUUCCUUCAUAUUCGAUAACUGGACAUUUAUUUUCAGAACAAGUUUCAGAGAAAAUUGCCAAAUUAGAAAUGGCAUGUAAUUUUGGUUUAGUUUGUGGUCCUUUAAUAAGUGGUGUAUUGUACAUUUUAGCAGAUAUCUAUAACUUUAACACUUUUUAAUAUUCCUUGUAUUUGGUGGCAUUUUUAUACUUUUUAAUUACUAUUAGUGUAAUAUUGUUUUUGGAUGAAAGGAUAUUCAAUAUCAAUCAUGAACAAGAAGAAUCAUAAAUCAAUUAUUAUGAAGUAUUUUAGAUUCAUGAAUUGAAUAUUACCUUUACUUCAUAUUUCUUUUUAGGAGUUGCAGCAUAGGCAUUACGUACUUAUUUGGUAAUAUACAUUAAUUAAUUUUAGUCUGUGUAAUUAUUAGAAGUAUACAAUUUAGACGAUGCAAAUUCUUAAUUCCUAUUUAUGAUAUAUACUAUUGUAAGUUUUUUUGGAGCAUAUUAUGUUGCUGAAUAAAAACAUUAUACUCUUAAUUAAUUAUACACCUAUUGUCUUUAUAUUGGGGCAAUUAGUCUUUUAUUGUAUGGUCCAUCUUAGAUAGGAUUACCACAAUCUAUUUAUAUAAUAUGUUUUGCUGAUAUUAUCAGAGGAAUAGGAAUUGGAUCAGCGUAAUUAAUUAUAUAAAUUUUUAGACCUGCUAUUAUGAUGCCAUUGAUUGUAUAAAUUAUGGAGAAGAAUAAACAUAAGGAUUAAGCAGCUGAAAUAGGUUCAACUCUUUUUAUUGCAGGUUGGUCAUUAGGAGAUUUAAUUGGACCUAUUAUUGGAGGAAUAUUUAUUGAUCAAGUUGGUUUUGAUAAAACUAGUGUAAUAAUGAGUGGAGCAUUAUUUGUAAUAGGAUUCAUAUAUUAAAAAACCAGUCAUAUUGAUUAAUAAUAAGAAGCAAUAGAGAUGUAAAUUCUCAUUCAUUGAUUU
This is a messenger RNA of Paramecium primaurelia, 1353 nucleotides long. The record is from the annotation of a GenBank genome assembly. NCBI's taxonomy places the organism in Eukaryota, Ciliophora, Oligohymenophorea, Peniculida, Parameciidae.